CACGAGCUCGGGGUCCUCGACGCCCGCUUCCCGCUCGUAUAAAAGCCGACGCCGCGCGGCGCCGCCGCUGUAGUGGCCUUGUCCUCGGUGUCUCUCCUGUCGUGUGAGCGCCGCCCGUCCGCCUCGGGCCCGCGGUCUUGAGACCGAGCACCAUGCCUUCGAUAAAGUUACAGAGCUCUGAUGGAGAGAUAUUUGAAGUUGACGUAGAAAUUGCCAAACAAUCUGUUACCAUCAAGACCAUGCUGGAAGAUUUGGGAAUGGAUGAUGAGGGAGAUGAUGAUCCUGUUCCUUUACCAAAUGUUAAUGCAGCAAUUCUAAAAAAAGUCAUUCAGUGGUGCACCCACCACAAGGAUGACCCUCCUCCUCCUGAGGAUGAUGAGAACAAAGAAAAGAGGACCGAUGAUAUUCCUGUUUGGGACCAAGAAUUCCUGAAAGUUGACCAAGGAACACUUUUUGAACUUAUUCUGGCUGCAAACUACUUAGACAUCAAAGGUUUGCUUGAUGUUACAUGCAAGACUGUGGCCAAUAUGAUUAAGGGGAAAACUCCUGAGGAGAUUCGUAAAACUUUCAAUAUCAAAAAUGACUUUACUGAAGAGGAGGAGGCCCAGGUACGCAAAGAAAACCAGUGGUGUGAAGAGAAGUGAAGUGCUGGGCCUGACACUGUAACACUAGAAGGGUUGUUCCAAAUGCUAGUUGCACUGCUCUGUUUAUAAUUGUUAAUAUUAGAAAACAGUAGACAAACGCAGCCUGUCCUCACUGCAUGUGUAGUUCCAGUACAGAUCAGACCUGUGGCUGAGUUUCUUCUAUGAGCAGAAGUUACUUUCUUUUUUCCCCACUCAUUACUCUGAAUAAAACUGAACUAUGGGU
Messenger RNA from Acomys russatus (golden spiny mouse), 867 nucleotides. RefSeq names its product S-phase kinase associated protein 1 (gene Skp1). The record is from RefSeq and is a predicted model, not a curated record. NCBI's taxonomy places the organism in Eukaryota, Metazoa, Chordata, Mammalia, Rodentia, Muridae. Gene Ontology annotation, molecular function: cullin family protein binding. Gene Ontology annotation, cellular component: nucleus; cytoplasm. Bases 153 to 644 code for a protein of 163 amino acids. Gene Ontology annotation, biological process: SCF-dependent proteasomal ubiquitin-dependent protein catabolic process. The transcript is spliced from 6 exons.